Orycteropus afer afer is the source of this 1463-nucleotide messenger RNA. RefSeq names its product bone morphogenetic protein 3 (gene BMP3). Gene Ontology annotation, biological process: osteoblast differentiation; BMP signaling pathway; SMAD protein signal transduction. The record is from RefSeq and is a predicted model, not a curated record. Gene Ontology annotation, molecular function: growth factor activity; cytokine activity. Gene Ontology annotation, cellular component: extracellular region. NCBI's taxonomy places the organism in Eukaryota, Metazoa, Chordata, Mammalia, Tubulidentata, Orycteropodidae.
AUGGCUGGGGCGCUCAAGCUUCUCUAUCUGUGGCUGGGGUGCUUCUGCGUGGCCCUAGCACAGGGAGAAAAACUAAAGCAGCAUUUCCACGAGCUCCGCAAGGCUGUGCCCAGCGACCGCAUGGCAGGUGGUGGCUCCGGUCCCGAGCUGCAGCCGCGAGACAAGGUGUCGGAACACAUGCUGAGGCUUUAUGACAGGUACAGCCGCGGCAGCAGGACCGAGGCGGUGCGGAUGUCAGGUUCCGCAGAGCGGAGAUCUGGGUCCCCGUGCCCCCAGCCUCUGCAGGAAGGCAACACAAUUCGGAGUUACAGAGCCGGAGCAGCAGGAAUAUUCAAAAGCAAAGGACUGCAUAUUUUCAACCUGACUUCUUUAACCAAGUCUGAAAACAUUUUGUCUGCCACAUUGUAUUUCUACAUUGGCGAACUAAUCAACAUCAGCCUGAGUUGUCCGUCAUCCCGAGGAUGUACACAUUACACUCAGAGGAGACACGUUCAGAUUGAUCUCUCUGCAUGGAUCCUCCAAUCUGACAGAAACCAAAGUCGACUCCUAGGUCAUCUUUCUGUAAAUAUAGUCAAAUCUCAUCGAGACAUCACGACCUGGUUAUCUAAAGACAUCACUCAAGUCCUGAGGAAGGCUAAGGAAAAUGAGGAGUUCCUUGUCGGAUUUAACAUUACCUCCAGGAGACACCAGCUGCCAAAGAGCGUCCCGCCCUUUCCUGAGCCUUAUGUCUUGGUCUGUGCCAAUGAUGCUGCCAUCUCUGAGCCAGAGAGUGUGGUAUCAAGCUUACAGGGACACUGGAAUUUCCCCAUUGGGGCUUUGUCACCACUGGAUAGCCACAUCAGGGCUGCCCUUUCUAUAGAACGGAGGAAGAAGCGCUCCACUGGGGUCCUGCUGCCCCUGCAGAACAAUGAGCUUCCUGGGGCAGAGUAUCAGUCUAAGGAGGAUGGGAUCUGGGAGGAGAGAAAGCCUUAUAAGACCCUUCAGACUCAGCCCUCUGAGAAGAGUAAGACGAAAAAGAAACAGAGAAAGGGACCUCACCAGAAAAGCCAGACACUCCAGUUUGAUGAGCAGACCCUGAAGAAGGCAAGAAGAAAGCAAUGGAUUGAACCUCGGAAUUGUGCCAGGCGAUAUCUUAAAGUUGACUUUGCGGAUAUUGGCUGGAGUGAAUGGAUUAUCUCUCCCAAGUCAUUUGAUGCUUAUUAUUGCUCUGGAGCAUGCCAGUUUCCCAUGCCAAAGUCAUUGAAGCCGUCAAAUCAUGCUACCAUCCAGAGCAUAGUGAGAGCUGUGGGUGUCGUUCCUGGGAUUCCUGAGCCUUGCUGUGUGCCAGAAAAGAUGUCCUCACUCAGCAUCUUAUUCUUUGAUGAAAAUAAAAAUGUGGUGCUUAAAGUAUAUCCUAACAUGACAGUAGAGUCUUGUGCUUGCAGAUAACCUUGCAAAGAACUCAUUUGAAUGCUUAAUUCAAU